UCUGAAAAAUUAAUCCUCCAUUUAUUUCUACAAUUGGCUCCCUUUUCUUUUUCUUUCUCAAUUUUCGCUAAUCUGGCUAAUUCCAAUCCGUGGUGGGUCAGUCCGGUGGGGUUUCCGACCACCACCCCGAUAUCAACCACCGUCGACGGCAGUGGAAGAGAUAAAGAUGACGAAGAAGAUGAGCCAAAGGGUGGCGGUGUGGAGGUCGGAAGCCGCCGAUCGAGAGGGCGGCCACCGGGAUCAAAAAACAAACCAAAAUCUCCAAUCAUCGUGACGCGCGACAGCCCUCACGCGCUUAGCACGCACUUGAUAGAAAUCGUCGGAGGAGCCGACGUCGCGGAAAGUAUAAACCAAUUCUGCUGCCGCCGGCAACGUGGAGUUUGUGUUCUCAGUGGCAGCGGUACGGUCGUGGACGUAACUCUCCGGCAAUCCGCGGCUUCCGCCGCAGUGAUCCAGCUUCGUGGCCGGUUCGAGAUUCUGUCUGUGAGUGGGUCUUUUCUUCCCGGUCGAGCACCACCCGGUUCAACCGGGCUGACCGUAUACUUGGCUGGCGGUCAGGGGCAGGUGAUUGGAGGGACGGUCGUGGGUCCACUAUUGGCGGGUGGGCCUGUCAUGUUGGUAGCUGCUACUUUUGCUAAUGCAACUUAUGAGAGACUUCCUUUACAAGACCAUCAUAAUUGUGAAGAAAGAGAGGCUUCUCCGGCCGCCACGAGUGCCGGAGAAGUGGAGGAGCCGCCCCCUCCACCGCCGUAUCCUCGCAUGGAAACUUCAAUUUACGACUUGAUUGCACCAAAUAAUAGUCAUGGACUUGAUGGCUAUGCUUGGGCUCAUGAGAGACCAUCUCUUCUUUACUUUCACUUACUACUCCUACUACACAUUAUGUUUGAAAUUUCUCUUCAUGAAUCUUCAUGGUCUUUUUUCCUUUUCCUUUUCCUUUUUUUUUUUUUUAAAUUUUACAAAAUGUAGUUCUAUUAUCUCUCUAUUUUGUUACAUUCAUAUUAUUAAAUUUAUAUCAUUAAUAUUUUGCAAGA
Messenger RNA from Cucumis melo (muskmelon), 1031 nucleotides. Its product is annotated as AT-hook motif nuclear-localized protein 20-like. Gene Ontology annotation, molecular function: minor groove of adenine-thymine-rich DNA binding; DNA-binding transcription factor activity. The transcript has a single exon. NCBI's taxonomy places the organism in Eukaryota, Viridiplantae, Streptophyta, Magnoliopsida, Cucurbitales, Cucurbitaceae. The annotation marks the transcript as partial. Gene Ontology annotation, cellular component: nucleus. The record is from RefSeq and is a predicted model, not a curated record.